UUCAGUUUCAAUGAUCAGUUCGUCAAUAAGUGAGUUGUUUAAUGUGUAACUGCUCUAACGAACAUAACGUGAGCCCUAGAUACAUUAUUAAUAAUGUAAAAAGAGACAUCUGUCACGCAAGCAACAUCAUUUGUCGCGCAAACUAUAAUUAAUUUCACAAUUGCUUAUUAUUAUAACUCUUUAAAAGAUACGUGCCUUUGGUGGAGAGCACGAGCUAGAAUGAGAACUCGAGUGUCGAACAUACAAUUGCUAUUAUUACUAUUAUGCAUUGGCAUCGUUUCUAUAAAUGUCGUCGCGCACCAAGAGUACUUCCAGACGAUGUACCAAUGGAGAUAUUUCGACUACAAGUGGAAAAACGCGAAUCACAAAGCGGCGGCGAUUGCCUCAGGCGAUUACAACUAUAGGAAAUGUGUAAUCAUCGAUGUCGACCACUCAAAAGAUGGGAGAGUAUUCGUAACCAUUAUAAGAAAUAAUGGAGUUCCAUCGAGUUUGAACGUAAUUAGUAAACAGAAGGGCCUCGGCGGUCCCCUCUUACAACCAUAUCCUGAUUGGACAUGGACGAAAAGAGGUGAUUGCAACGGUAUCACUAAUGUAUACAGAGUUAUGAUCGAUCGUUGCAAUAGACUAUGGGUUUUGGACAAUGGUAGGAUCGAAAAUAAAGUAAUAUGUCCAGCACAGCUUCUUGUCUUCGACCUCGCUACAAAUGCAUUAAUUAAAAGAGUGAAGAUACCUAAUAAUCUCUCGCAGAAUUCCCUGACAAAAAUGGGCCUAUUGGUUACCAUUGUUCUGGAGACAUAUGGACCCCAUUGCGCGCAUACAACUGCGUACAUGGCGGAUGUCUUAGGAUACGGACUGAUAAUCUAUGAUAGCGAUAGCGAGAAGAUUUGGCGUCUCGAGUCUGAAGUAUUCUAUCCGGAUUCGAACUUCGCAAAUUAUACCAUCAGGGGUGAGAGUUUCCAACUGCACGAUGGUAUCCUGGGGAUGGCCAAGCAUCCGUAUGCGCCCGUUCUCUAUUUCAGAUCUAUGUCUUCGCGAGAUAUCAACAGCGCAAGGACCACCGAUUUAAAGAAUUCGCGAUAUGGUACUAAAGUACAUUAUUACACGAUACGAGACGUUAUCCCGACCCAGGCAGCAGCCAUGGCUAUUUCAUCGAACGGCGUCCUGUUCUUCGGUCUACACACGAAAUUGUCCGUAGCAUGUUGGAACACUUGCAAGCCGUUCAACAAAGAUACCUUGGGUAUCAUCGCUUGCGAUCCUGACAGAUUUCAGUUUGCCAGUGGUAUUAAAAUAAUACCGGAAGACAUCACUAGCGCAAACGAGGAGCUCUGGGUAGUGACUAAUCGUUUUCAAAAGGUCAUGGCUGGCACGUUAAAUUUCAUGGAGGUCAACUUCCGAAUUAUGAAAGCGAAUGUCACGCAAUUGACAAAUAAUACUGUAUGUGCGUUACCGUAACUAGUAAAGAUUAUUGUAUGUGAUAGUAAUAAUUAUCAUCU
Camponotus floridanus (Florida carpenter ant) is the source of this 1493-nucleotide messenger RNA. RefSeq names its product major royal jelly protein 1. The coding region runs from base 220 to 1452 and encodes 410 amino acids. The transcript has 5 exons. Lineage: Eukaryota; Metazoa; Arthropoda; Insecta; Hymenoptera; Formicidae. Gene Ontology annotation, cellular component: extracellular region. The record is from RefSeq and is a predicted model, not a curated record.